This is a messenger RNA of Pongo pygmaeus (Bornean orangutan), 3653 nucleotides long. RefSeq names its product zinc finger protein 765-like. Gene Ontology annotation, biological process: regulation of DNA-templated transcription. The record is from RefSeq and is a predicted model, not a curated record. Lineage: Eukaryota; Metazoa; Chordata; Mammalia; Primates; Hominidae.
UGUUGACAUUCAGGGAUGUGGCCAUAGAAUUCUCUCAGGAGGAGUGGAAAUGCCUGGACCCUACUCAGAGGAUGCUAUACAGGGACGUGAUGGUGGAGAAUUAUAGGAACCUGGUCUCCGUGGGAUCCUGUGUCUCUGAAGAUAAGUAGCAGCCUAUGGGAACUGUGUAUUCCUCAGCUGGCUCCUCCACAUGCUGGGGAAUAUCAUUGUUCUUAUGCACGUGACUGGCAAGUGGAGUCGCAAAAAUACCACAAAGACAAAAGAUCUGGGAUACUGUUCUGCUGCUCAUCACGAGGACACCAGAGAGUCACUGCAUGCAGCACUGCUGUCCUUCCCUGAUGUGAUCUGUCUGGGGCUCCUGCUCUGGGGCAGCAUCUCCAUCGUUUGCAUCCUGCACAGGCACAAGCAGCGGGUCCCCCACAUCCUCCCUUGAGUCCAGAGCUACCAAAACCAUCCUCCUGGACUGACUGCUAAAGACUCUUGGUACGUGAGGAAGAAACCCAGAAGAGGAAGAGAGGAAGAGGAAAGCAAAGGAGUCAGGGAUGGCUCUUUCUCAGGGUCUAUUGACAUUCAGGGAUGUGGCCAUAGAAUUCUCUCAGGAGGAGUGGAAAUGCCUGGACCCUGCUCAGAGGACUCUAUACAGGGACGUGAUGCUGGAGAAUUAUAGGAACCUGGUCUCCCUGGAUAUCUCUUCCAAAUGCAUGAUGAAGGAGUUCUCAUCAACAGCACAAGGCAAUAGAGAAGUGUUCCAUGCAGGGACAUUGCAAAGACAUGAAAGUCAUCACAUUGGAGAUUUUUGUUUCCAGGAUAUUGAUAAAGAUAUUCAUGACGUUGAGUUUCAGUGGCAAGAAGAUGAAAGAAAUGGCCAUGAAGCACCCAUGACAAAAAUCAAAAAGUUUACAGGUAGUACAGACCGAUAUGAUCAAAAUUAUGCUGGAAACAAGCCUAUUAAAUAUCAGCUUGGAUUCAGCUUUCAUUCGCAUCUGCCUGAACUGCACAUAUUUCACACUGAAGAGAAAAUUGAUAAUCAAGUUGAGAAGUCUAUCAAUCAUGCUUCCUCAGUUUCAACAGCCCAAAGAAUUUCUUGUAGGCCUGAAACCCAUAUUUCUAAUAACUAUGGGAAUAAUUUCCUGAAUUCUUCAUUACUCACACAAAAACAGGAAGUACACAUGAGAGAAAAAUCUUUCCAAUGCAAUGACAGUGGCAAAGCCUAUAAUUAUAGCUCACUAUUAAGGAAACAUCAGUUAAUCCAUUUAGGAAAGAAACAAUAUAAAUGUGAUGUAUGUGGCAAGGUCUUUAAUUCGAAGCGAUACGUUGCACGCCAUCGUAGAUGUCACACUGGUGAGAAACCUUACAAGUGUAAUGAGUGUGGCAAGACCUUCAGUCAGACGUAUUACCUAACAUGCCAUCGUAGACUUCAUACUGGAGAGAAACCCUAUAAAUGUGAAGAGUGUGACAAAGCUUUCCAUUUCAAAUCAAAGCUUCAAAUACAUAGGAGAAUUCAUACUGGAGAGAAACCCUAUAAGUGUAAUGAGUGUGGCAAGACCUUUAGUCAGAAGUCUUACCUUACAUGCCAUCAUAGGCUUCAUACUGGAGAGAAACCUUACAAGUGUAAUGAGUGUGGCAAGACCUUUAGUCGGAAGUCACAUUUUACAUGCCAUCAUAGACUUCAUACUGGAGAGAAACCUUACAAGUGUAAUGAGUGUGGCAAGACCUUUAGUCACAAGUCAUCCCUUACAUACCAUCAUAGACUUCAUACUGAAGAGAAACCUUACAAGAGUAAUGAGUGUGGCAAGACCUUCAAUCAGCAGUUAACCCUUAAAUGCCAUUGUAGACUUCAUAGUGGAGAGAACCCUUACAAAUGUGAAGAAUGUGACAAAGCUUACAGUUUCAAAUCAAACCUUGAAAUACAUCAGAAAAUUCAUACUGAAGAGAAUCCUUACGAGUGUAAUGAGUGUGGCAAGACCUUCAGCUGGACGUCAUCCCUUACAUACCGUCGUAGACUUCAUACUGGACAGAAACCUUACAAAUGUGAAGAUUGUGAUGAAGCUUUCAGUUUCAAAUCAAACCUUGAAAGACAUAGGAUAAUUUAUACUGGAGAGAACUACACAUGUAAUGAGUGUGGUAAGACCUUCAAUCAGGAGUUAACCCUUACAUGCCAUCGUAGGCUUCAUAGUGGAGAGAAACCUUACAAAUAUGAAGAACUUGACAAAGCUUACAAUUUCAAAUCAAACCUUGAAAUACAUCAGAAAAUUCAUACUGAAGAGAAUCCUUACAAGUGUAAUGAGUGUGGCAAGACCUUCAGUCAUACGUCAUCCUUUGUGUACCAUUGUAAACUUCAUAGUGGAGAGAAACCUUACAAAUGUGAAGAAUGUGAAGAAGCUUUCUGUUUCAAAUCAAACCUUGAAAGACAUAGGAGAAUUCACACUGGUGAGAAACCUUAUAGGUGUAAUGAGUGUGGCAAGACCUUCAGCCAGACAUCAUCCCUUACAUGCCAUCGUAGACUUCAUACUGGAGAGAAACCUUACAAAUGUGAAGAAUUUGACAAAGUUUUCCAUUUCAAAACAAACCUUGAAGGACAAAGGAGAAUUCAUACUGGAGAGAAACCAUACAAGUGUAAUGAGUGUGGCAAGACCUUUAGUCAGAACUCAUACCUUACAUGCCAUCAUAGACUUAAUACUGGGGAGAUACCUUAAAAGUGUAAUCAGUGUGGCAAGAACUGAAGUCAUACCUUACACGCCAUCGUAGACUUCAUACUGGAGAGAUACCUUACAAGGAUAAUGAGUGUAGGAAAACUUUUCAUGGGCAGUCAGCAUUUUACAAAUGUAAUGAUUGUCACCAUGUCUUCAGUAAUGCUACAACUAUUGCAAAUCAUCGGAGAGUCCAUAAUGAAGAGAGAUCCUACAAGUGUGAUAAAUGUAGAAAAUUUUUCAGACAUCCUUCAUACCUUUGCAGUUCAUGGGGGAAAUCAUAUUAGAAACCUUACAGAUGUGAAGAAUGUGAUGAAGCUUUCAGAUUCAAAUCAAACCUUGAUAGUCAUAGAAUUCAUACUAGAGAGAAACCUUACCAGUGUAAUGAAUAUGUGGCAAGGUUUUAAAUCAAAAAGCAAAGCUUGCACAUCAUCAUAGAAUUCAUACUGCAGAUAAACGUUACAAAUGUGAAGCAUGUGACAAAGUUUACAGUCGCAAAUCAAGCCUCGAAAGACAGGAGAAUUCAUACUGGAGAGAAACCUUACAAGUGUAAUGAAUGUGGUGAGGUUUUUAAUCAACAAGCACAUCUUGCACGUCAUCAUAGAAUUCAUACUGGGGAGAAACCUUAGAAAUGUGAAGCAUGUGACAAAGUUUACAGUCGCAAAUCAAGCCUCGAAAGAUGAGAAUUCAUACUGGAGAGGAAGUUUACAUAUGUGAAGAGUGUCACCAAAUUUUCAGUCACACAUCCUUGAAAAACACAGGAGAAUUCAUACUGGAGAGAUAGCAUAAAAAUGUAAGAGUUUGUGACAAGGCUUUCAGGUGUAAUUUGCACCUGACACAACAUCCUAGAAUUCACACUGGAGAGAAAGCGUACAAGUAUAAUGAGUGUGAGAGGUCUUUAGUGGGCAGUCAACACUUGUUUACCAUCAGGCAAUCCAUGGUGUAGGAAAACUUUACUUGUGU